Messenger RNA from Tigriopus californicus, 1644 nucleotides. RefSeq lists its product as uncharacterized. The record is from RefSeq and is a predicted model, not a curated record. The transcript is spliced from 4 exons. NCBI's taxonomy places the organism in Eukaryota, Metazoa, Arthropoda, Copepoda, Harpacticoida, Harpacticidae. Bases 323 to 1492 code for a protein of 389 amino acids.
UGUACGGGCGGCGCGGGCCCAACUUCCCAAACAUUUCCGAUAUGUUCAAAUGAGGAUUCACAUGAAUCUGUGCAGAAUAAUCCGACUCGCGACAAGUGGGUCCACUGUGAAUGUACUUGUUUUAGUGUGACUAGGUGAAGUUUCCACGAAUUGGACGAUGGAGUAAACACACCUUACCUUACCUCGAUUGGUCCCUUUCGUGCCCAAAGCACCGGCCAAGAGUGCGUAUCGUAUGUUUGAAUAUCAUAUCAUGGAUCUUGUGCCACUCAGACAUAAACAUUGACGUGAUCUUGAAUCGAUUCUCGCUGCAUGAUUGCUAACAAUGAGCUCACCCAACCCCAGGGAGCGGCGUUUGCAACCCGAUCCCAACCCGGAGAUCCGUCUUCCAUCCAACAGAUCCGGUACAGGCACUGCAGGAGCCUUGAGAAAACCAUUUGUGCGGGGACCGCGAAGACCCAAUUCUUGGAGGCAUCCUGGAGGAACUGUUUCCGAAACUGAAGAGUUAAGCGAGUCUGAGAACGAUAAGGAUCACACUCCCCAAGAUGGGCCUCAUUGGACUUCAAACAAAACGACCGGGACAUCUAGUUGCGGCAAAUCACCCCAAGCGGCCUCCGCAUCGGUCAACCUCAAAGGCCGUGUCCUAAUUCCCAGUGGAAAGAAACCUAAACACACGAGUAGCUUCAGCUUCGCCAGUUUUUCCCGUUUUCGAGGUCAGAAGGGCGCCAUCCUCGGGGAUACUCAUUCAAAGAGCCUGGCUGAUGGUGUCUCAGAUCCACCAACAGCAGGAAAGGGCGCCAUCAUUGUGAGCAGCUGUGGCGGCAAUAACUCCAAUGUGGAGCGGUCCUUAAGCCCGGACAAUCAUGCAUCCUCGCCACAUCCUUUUCGUGACUCACACUCUCCCCAACGUGGGGGAGGAGGAGAUACUCUAAUUUUUUCAGGUGAUCCACCCUCGGGCUUGUUGUCCACCCCUCAUUGCGGAGGCCAACUGACAAAUCGCACCUCGCCAAAUCGAAAACUCAAGGAGGCCACGGAUCGAGUCAGUGGAAAGCUCCGGGCCUAUGCGCAUAAACUGAAGAAGGAUCAGGAUCAACAGCCACAACAACAGAUAGCUCCGACUUCAUCCUCCUUGAACAGAAGUAGCAGUCCCAGCUACGUGCGGAGCAGUAGCGUCAAUAGCUCGUCUUACGGAGCAUCUUCAUUCCGUCAGAAAACUCAUAAACGAAGUCUAUCGUUGGUGAACUCUGAGUCUAAAAAACACAAUUCCAUCGCUGAGGAGCCCAUGGGCGAAUCCCAAGCCCUGCAAUCUGAUCCUGGAACGGUGUCUCAACAAGAAAAAAGGUCGUCUCUCAAUAGUGCCUCGAAGACCAUCGACAAGAAAGACCGAGCUAGUGUCGUCCAAUCAUAUUCCAAGGAAAAAGUGGAAGGUGACUUGAGACAACUUUUUGAAUCCAGUGUCGACCCGAAAAGACACGGGGAGUCCAACUUCACCUGAAAACUUAUCCCUUAACACGAAGUUUUAGUGGGGAUCAUUAUCCCGUGACCCCUCGCAGAAUGGAUGAGAUCCAUUUACACCAAAUUCAAGAGAAGACUGUGAUUGGAUCCUAUUCCAACGGCUUGAUUCCUAUUCGAAGUGCAUCGUUUUCG